Molecule: messenger RNA, 635 nt
Organism: Ostrea edulis (European flat oyster)
Lineage: Eukaryota; Metazoa; Mollusca; Bivalvia; Ostreida; Ostreidae
Product: perlucin-like protein
Exons: 6
Coding region: 73-558 (161 amino acids)
Source: RefSeq, a predicted model, not a curated record
ACACAGUUCCGAUCUGUCUGAUAAUUCUUAUCAUUAAGGUCACCUUUAGGGAAUAUUUACAUAUAUUUGAACAUGGGAGGCCUGUAUCUGUUGGUAUUUGUGAUUAUUUUGGGUGUACAUGAGUCUUUAUCAAGAUGCCCCCUAGGUUGGUAUCACCAUGGAAACUCCUGUCUCUUGUUUUCCACGGACACGCUGAACUGGAACGAUUCAUCGGAAGCCUGUGCCAGUGUCGGCGCUAGUUUGGUUGCCAUCGAGUCCCACGAAGAAGAAACAUUCAUACAGAAUCGGCUACACCAUGAGUUUGCUAGCUUUAUGUUUUGGCUUGGAGGAACGGAUCAGUUUCAGUCUGAUUCUGUUUGGUACUGGAUUUCAACUGAACAAGCUAUUAAUGAUGGUUACACCGACUGGCACGCCACCGAGCCCGAUCAUCCAGGUAAACAGCACUGUUUGGCGAUGCGGAAGGACCUGAAUUAUCAGUGGUGUGACGACUACUGCCCGGAACUACACGCCUACAUUUGCGAAAAACCGUUGGAUGAUGGUCAGUCGAUAAUAGGCUAGUCACAGCAACACAAAUGGAGGAAUUAUGUACCAGAUAUAACGUUACUACUGUUCUCAGUAAACUAAUCAGAAAUGCA